UUUUUUUUUUUUUUAUACAUUAUUCCUUUUAUUAUUAAAAAUGAGUGUUGGAAUAGAAAAGUGUUGUUGUUUUAUUCCUUUACGUUUUGGUACCUUCUUGAUUGCUCUUUGGUUUACUAUUAUAUAUCUACUUGAUGCCACCACGGGUUUCCUUGGUAUCAAUGCUGCGAUUGUAUAUUCUGGACAAGCUGCGAGUGCCUGGUAUUAUAUUGACCUUCUCUUUACAGUACUUGUAUGUAUUGGUGGUGUUGUUGGCAUGUUUGGAUCUUGUUUUUCUUCUCGAAAAUUCGCCAAAAUAUUUAGUGUGGUUGUUUGGGUGAAUUGUACACUUUCCAUGUUGAAAUAUGUCAUCUGUUUAGCAUUAAUGAUUAGCCAUAGUUAUGAUAUGACUCGAUCAUGUUUACGUUCUGGAUUUAUUGGAUUCACCAAUUCACAAUCAUCUAUCACACCUGUUAUCAUUCCUGAUAGUCCUUAUUACUCACCUGUGCGAUACCCUGGUACCUUAAAUGCUAACGCUGGAACUCAAGAAGAUUGUGAAGCAAGUGUCAAAACCUUUUUGAUUACUUUUGGUGUGGUUGUGUUUGUUGUGCAAAUACUUCAGUUUUAUUUUGCUACUGUGGUCAGUGCUUAUGCUUCCAGACUUCGUAAUGGUGCUCGUCAUCAUCGAUUACAUGAUCAACAAAUCAAGGAUUUUGAAGAAUCAAGAUACCAUAUGUCCACUGUUUACUAGUUUAUUACAAAUAUUAUAUAUAUAUAUUUUUUUCCCCUUUCCUUUUUGUACAUUUAUCCCUCUUCAAUAAAAAAAAAGAAUAUAUAUAUAUAUAUA
This is a messenger RNA of Halteromyces radiatus, 826 nucleotides long. RefSeq lists its product as uncharacterized. The transcript is spliced from 5 exons. The record is from RefSeq and is a predicted model, not a curated record. Lineage: Eukaryota; Fungi; Mucoromycota; Mucoromycetes; Mucorales; Cunninghamellaceae. The coding region runs from base 41 to 730 and encodes 229 amino acids.